UCCGGCGACAGAGGUGUGCGGCGGUAGCUGGCUGUCUUUGCAAAAGUAAUUUACAACAGCAAAUAUCCAGCACGUUUAUGAAUUGGACACAUUGUUAAUAAUGAAAUUAUAGUCUAUAUGUAUAGAUUAUAUAAAUAUAAUGUAAAAACAUUAAUUUCCGCAUAACGACAGCGAGACAGCAGGUGGCGGCCGUCAUUCAUGUGAAUACACUCACUCAGACUCAGCCAUGGCCCAGGUGGACAAGAAGGCAGGCUUGCUGAGGAAGUCUUCGGCCUCUAGGAAACCCUUGAAGGAGAAGGUGGUGUUGAUGUAUGAUGAGAUCUUUGGGUUAGAAGAUCCAGCCAAGAACAACCCACGUUUCUGGGAAGAGUUGUUUCUGAUGAAGGUAAACCUGGAAUACCUGGAAGGAAAACUGGAGUCUCUGGAUGGGGAUGAGGUGAUGAAGAUCAAAGACAACAUCAACAGCUUGUUCCACAACUGCAUCCAGGCCCUGGCAGAAGAGCACCAGAUUAAGGUUGUGAAUGCAUUACAGACUCUAUGUGCCUUAUUGCGUGGGGUUCACCAGAGGAAUAAGUCCACCUCUGGCUUUGACAUCAUCAACAUGCUGAUGGGCUUCGACAAAGCUGAGCUGCGCAUGAAGGCCCUGAUGGAGAGUCUCGACGCACAGCUCUGUGGGGAUAGGUCUCACAGCUUGAAGAGCCUCUGCUUCAAACUGCUGCUCUGCCUGGUCACGGUGACUGACAACAUCAGUCAGAACACAAUCCUGGAGUAUGUGAUGAUCAACAGCAUCUUUGAGGCCAUCUUACAGAUCUUGUCCCAUACCCCCAGUCGAAUUCAGCAUGGAUACGAUGCUGUGGUGCUGCUUGUGCUUCUUGUUAACUACCGCAAAUAUGAGUCAGUGAAUCCGUACAUUGUGAAGCUGUCCAUUGUGGAUGAUGAGACAACAUUGAAUGGAAUGGGGCUGGUCAUCUCACAGGCUUUGUCAGAGUACAACAGGCAGUACAAGGAUAAGGAAGAGGAGGCACAAGGAGGCUUCUUCUCUGCCUUCACUAACAUGGUUGGCAGUAUGUUCAUUGCUGAUGCAGAAGAGAAGAUCACAGUGCACACAAAUGAGGCCAUUCUCCUUGCUCUGUAUGAGGCCGUGCAUCUGAACCGAAACUUCAUCACUGUUCUUGCCCAGAGUCAUCCUGAGAUUGACAUUGUGAGCACCCCUUCUGUUGCUGCACCCACCAUGCCCAUUGCACCACUGGGUACCACUCCACCCUCCCUGGACAUGCUGGCCUCACCAGAGCUUCCACUGGACCCCAACCUGCAGACCAGCAACCUGCUCAUCACCUUCUUAAAGUACUCCUCUAUUGUCAUGCAGGACACCAAAGAUGAACACAGACUCAGCAGUGCCAAGCUUUGCCUUAUCAUUCUUACCUGUAUUGCUGAGGACCAAUAUGCUAACUCCUUUCUGCAUGAUGACAACAUGAGCUUUAGGGUAAACCUGCACCGAAUGCCAAUGCGCCAUAGGAAAAAGCUGGCUGAUAAGAGCCUCCCCUCAAGACCACUGGUGUGUGCAGUCCUUGACCUGAUGGUGGAGUUCAUUGUGUCUCACAUGAUGAAGGACUUUCCCAUGGAUCUUUACGUGCGAUGUGUACAGGUGAUCCACAAGCUCAUUUGCUACCAAAAGAAGUGUCGUAUCAGACUGCAUUACACCUGGAGGGAGCUCUGGACAGCUCUUAUUAACCUCCUGAAAUUCCUGCUUUCACAUGAAACCACUCUUCUGGCCAAAUAUAACAUCUUCAAUCUGGCACUCCUGGUAGUGAACCUCUUCAACAUGUUCAUCACCUAUGGAGACACUUUCCUACCUACCCCCAGUAGCUACGACGAGCUGUACUAUGAGAUUGUGAGGAUGCACCAAGUGUUUGACAACCUCUACUGCAUGGUGCUUCGUGUAUCCACCAAUACUGGGCAGUGGAAGGAGCCUGCCAGCAAGGUCACCCACGCACUGGGCAACAUCAGGGCUAUCAUCAACCAUUUCAACCCUAAGAUUGAAUCCUUUGCUGCUGUGAACCACAUCUCUCAGCUAUCAGAAGAUCAGGUUCUGGAGGUGGUACGCUCAAACUAUGACACACUGACCUUGAAAUUGCAAGACGGACUGGACCAGUACGAGCGCUAUUCAGAACAACCCAAAGAGGUGGCCUUCUUCAAAGAACUGGUUCGCUCCAUCAGCCUGAACGUGAGGAAGAACGUCUCUCUCACUACACUCAGCCAGGAUGUCCUGCUAAAGGAAUUUUCAACCAUAUCCUGAGCCAUGACGCCUGGUUAUCCUGCUUUGCCCUGUCAUCAUAAUCCACAUCCUUCUGCCCUGCCCUGUCAAACUCCUUUUAUAAAUCGAGCGCUGUCCUCUGAUUCCAACGUCUUCAGCAACCCUCCUCAGAAGAGGAUGCCAGUAAAUAAUUGUAAGAUGGUGGAGCACAAUUUUGCUGUCUGAAGGACCAGACUUAUUAUGUAAAAUAUUGUUCAUAUAGUGUAGUUCAAUAAUAUAUGAAGUUAAUGAUGAUGUUACUGUUGUCCAGUUUCUAACGUUGUACGUGCCACAUGAAAUUGUAGGUGAAGGUAGUAUUUUGGCCAUUUUUAUGAAGCAAGAGGAGUCUGCACAGUCCUUUCGUAGGCCCUGGUUUGUACAUCUACAUUACAUUAUUAGAGUCUAAUGCAAGCAGGCUCUCCAAACUGUUGGUCCAGGUUAUUUCAUUGUUGUACAUAAGGCGUAUAUUGCAUGAGCACUCAAGAGAAUCAGGGUGUUCCAACAGAUGAGGAGAGCUGGAUAUGAAGACUGUGUCCUGAGUUGUCUUGUGCAGGAUGAUAUGAAGUUUGACACAAUUGCCUGUACUGUGGUGUGGUAUUCCAGCUUAUGUAUACAAGCUGUGCAGGAAUGUCUAACUGAAUAUUAACUUGAAACAAAGCCCCAACACAAGCAUUUCCAAAAUAAUUAGUAUUUAUAGUAUAAUAUUUGCCAAAACGCAUUUUAAUGUGUGUGGCCUUCUAACUUACUUGCACAAAUAUUCCUCCUGUACUGUGUGAUGUGCUAUAAAAUGUACACCAGAGAGUUGUAAACAGAAUUCCCUAUUGACUUAUCUGCUGGCAUUUUCAGCCAAGUACCCCUGGAUCAUCACUGGAACAUGACCUGACUUGGUGCAGCACUUUGCUUCUAGAACCCUGAUUACAUUAUAUCAGAAGUUCAAUGUUCAGCUUUCAAAAUGGCAGAUGUUUAAGGUUCUUACUGUGGUUGGAGUUGCUACAUUUAAGGAUGCCACGGGAUGCUUACAGUUUUCAAUUGUACUUAAAAAAACAGAAGUUUUACUUCUAUGCAAGACAAUGCUUCAGUGUACAAAUUCAACAGGAAAUAGAUGAAAGCAUAAUGCUGAUGGUUAAAGUUUAUUGUUGCUUUUAUAUGUUUUUCUGUUGGAGAUGAACGUCUUGUAAGGUGUGAAAUGUUCCAGGUAUGUGUUUACAUGAAAGAAAUAAUGCUGCUAAGUUUUCUUCAUACCUUCAUGGCAUCCUACUUUUCAUAGAGUUAGAACUUUGAGGCUGAUAUGUGAGGUUGACAGGCUUGGAUCAGGUUGACACUGGGAAGAAGCCUUUAUGUGUAUCAGUUACCUCAGCAUGUCUUUCAGACAUUGGUUUGCUUUUUUGGCACAGAAUCCACUGAAUUAAGGUUUUUUCUUGUUAUAUCCUUUGAUACCCACUCUUGGAAUUUUUAGUAUUAGCUGUGUGUUGAAGAGGGACUGUACUGGUAGUCCAUAACAAAGAUGCCCAUUACCUGGGGCUGUUUCACAAAGAGAUGUUAUCAGAAUUAGCUAGAAAAAGACAACUGUCUAAUAGAAGGAGUUAAUUAGGUUUUUUCUUUGGACAGUCCUGAUAUGUUCUUUCAUGAACGGUCUCUAUAUCUAAAUGCACGUUUAAACUUCUUUAUCUUACAUUUUGUCAGGAUGUUUAUAAGGACUUCAGAUCUGCUUCAAGAGUGAAAAUUUUGUGUUGGCUCAGUAGGUGACUUCAUCAAUAUCAGCCAUUCAGAGACUAUUGAUCACAGUAAAAAUUCUUUAUUCGAUCAUGCGUUUGAUUUGUGUGUCUGUCUUUAGUGUUUUCCAUGAGUUGAAUUUGAGAUGUAAAGUAGCACGUUGUCUCUUGGUCCUGUGGGUGGUUUUUCUGAAAGUAAUCAAGAUAACAAGAUAAUCUCACUUUGUGAGG
This is a messenger RNA of Scleropages formosus (Asian bonytongue), 4236 nucleotides long. RefSeq names its product armadillo-like helical domain-containing protein 3. NCBI's taxonomy places the organism in Eukaryota, Metazoa, Chordata, Actinopteri, Osteoglossiformes, Osteoglossidae. The record is from RefSeq and is a predicted model, not a curated record. The coding region runs from base 227 to 2296 and encodes 689 amino acids. Gene Ontology annotation, cellular component: cytosol. The transcript is spliced from 26 exons.